AUGUGUGAGACACAUGAAGAGUUUGUACGAACAAUGCUUGGUGGAUUCAAAAGGAGUCAAACAACGGUGGCAUCAAGCAAUUUUGAUCGACAUACUUUUCUUCCACCAUCUAAUGUACACAUCCCAUCAGCGAUUGACUGGCGUCAAAAAGGUGCUGUGACGACAGUGAUUGAAAACCAAGGACAAUGUGGUUCGUGUUGGGCUUUCACAGCGACAGGUGCUUUAGAAGGACAACAUUUCAUCAAAACUGGUCAACUUGUGAGACUAUCAGCUCAGAAUCUCAUGGAUUGUUCUGGCGAUUACGGUAAUGCGGGUUGCUGUGGAGGAUCGAUGGACGCCUCAUUCCAAUACAUCAAAGAUAACAAUGGUUUGGACACUGAAGCAAGUUAUCCAUACGAGGCUGUCGAAAGCCAAUGUCGUUUUAAUCGAUCAACAGUUGGUGCUACGGAUACGGGUUUUGUUGAUCUUCCGAGUGGAAAUGAAACGACUUUACAAAUCGUUAUAGCCACUGUGGGUCCAAUAUCAGUUGCAAUCGAUGCUCAACAUGACUCGUUCCAAUUCUAUUCAUCAGGUGUUUAUGAUGAACCUAAAUGUUCAUCGACCGCCAUCAGCCACUCAUUAAGUCUUACUACAAAUGCUGAAACAGUUGUUAAAUUUAUGCAACAAGGUUGGCGUUUACCAAAACCUGAUUUAAUUAUAUCUGUAACUGGUGGAGCAAAAAGUUUUGAUAUGUCAACACGUCUGAGAAAAAUUUUUCAAAGUGGUUUAGUUGCUGCUGCUAUAACGACAAAUGCAUGGUUGAUUACAGCGGGAACAAAUGCUGGCGUUGUUAAAGAAGUUGGUGAAGCUUUUAAUAAAUAUCGUUAUACAAAUCGAAAAAAUGGUCUUGAUGUACCAUGUAUUGGUAUUGCUAGUUGGGGUUAUACUGCAGGAAAUGAACAACUUGAUUGUCAGUCUACGAAUAUUUCUACAGAUACAAAUAUUACAAAAGGAAUAUAUCCAUUCAUGAAACAUCAUCAUAAUCAAAUAACACAUUCUCUUCGUAUGGAUAGUGAUGAUCAAUAUUUGGUUCGAAAUUAUACUGUUAAAGAAAAGCCAAAGAAACGAUGUGAUUUAGAACCAAAUCAUACUCAUUUUUUGUUAUUUGAUGAUGGACAACCAAAUGCUGAUACUGUUCUACCAUUACGCGCAGAAAUCGAAAAAUAUUCUCGAAAUACAAGCAUAGAAACUACUACAGAAGGAGCCGUUGAAUCACUUAUACCUAUUGUUAUGGUUUUGGUUGAAGGUGGUCCAUCAUCGAUUCGAACAAUUUGUGAGGCACUUGAUUCGAAUACGCCAGUUGUUGUUAUCAAAGAAUCAGGUCGUGCUGCUGAUCUUGUUGCUGAAUUGCAUGCCUGUUAUACUGAAAGCGAAAAUAGCAAUGGUAAUGGUUAUCCUACACGACCACAAACUGGUUCAGUUAAAGGUGGUUCAAAAGAAGCAGAGAUCAAUGCAAUUUUGGCUAAAGCACAAGCUGAUAUUACAGGAUUGGAUGAAGUUAAAAGUAAUCUAUGUCGAGUAUUAAACCAGCAUAAACAAUUAGUGACAAUAUUUAAAUUUGAUAGUAAACGACAUCGUGGAAAUCUUGAAGAUGCUAUUCUAGAAUCGUUAUUUAAUGCUGCAAAAUUUUCCGAUGAUCAUAAUGAACAAAAUCGUCGAACAGCAGAACUUAGAUUAGCUAUAGCUUGGCAUAAAAUUAAUUAUGCUCAAAAAUAUCUUCUUACUGAUACGACGAUAUCUAAAUGGAAAGAAGAUGAUCUUCGUCGUGCUCUUGUCGAUGCACUUCAUCGUGGUUAUGUUGAUUUUGUUGAAUUACUUAUUGAAUUUGGUACAUCACUUGAAAAAUUGACAAAUGGAGAUCUUAAACACCUUUAUGCAACAACAUUGACUAGUAAUCGAUUACCACUUAAAGGCAAAGGAAAACAUGUCAUAUGGACAAGAGAGGAUUUUUAUUCAGAUUAUUUUCAUGUGAUCUUAUAUAAUACAAACGUGAACAAUAAAUUUUCACUAUUAGAUGAUAAUAUGCCAUUAGGUAAAGGCGCUCCACAGGAUUUAUUUUUAUGGGCUAUUUUCCUUGAUCGAUUUGAGCUUGCAACAUAUCUUUGUUCGAAAACGUGGAAUUCAUCAAUAGCACCAUUAUUUGGUUCAUUAAUUUAUCGACGUGCAGCAAGAUUAGAACUUGAUGUCGAUAUAAAACAACAAUAUGAAGAAAAUGCUGAUCAAUUCGAUACACAUGCUAUGUCAAUUAUUGAUCGAUGUUUUGAUAAUGAUGAACAUUUUGCUGUUGAUCUUCUAAAACGUCCUGCUGUUGCAUUUAAUAAUGUUCAUCCAUUACAAUUAGCACGAAAAGUCAAUUGUAAAUCAUUUCUUGCAUCAAAAUGUGUUCAAAAAUAUCUUGAUCAUCAAUGGUUUGGAUAUAUCAAUUAUAAAAGAACGGCUAUUAAUUUUCGAGUUUUUCUUUGUUCAUUAUUUUUUCCUUUACUUCCAAUAUUUUGUAUCUUUUUACCUUACAUACAAAAACAUGAACAAAUUAUUCGAAGUACUCGAGAUCAAUCAAAAGUCAGACAAUCGACUAUGAUACAUAAUGUUAUUGAAUCUGUUCAACAUAAAGGAAAGAAUCAUGUUCCAUGGUCUGACAAAAUACGAUAUUUCUAUGAAGCACCUAUUGUACGAUUUUAUUAUUAUAUGAUAUUUUUUAUUCUAUUUUUGGGUUUAUUCAGUUUUGUUCUUCUUGUUGAUUAUUUUCCAUUAAAUAUUUAUAACGAACAUCGAUCUGGUAUUCAAUAUUUACGAAUACCGAUAACUGAAAUAAUUCUUCAUAUUUGUUUUUGGAGUUUUAUUAUUGAAGAGAUACGUCAAUUUUUAUUUGUGAAUUCAAAAAGAGAAUAUAUAUCAGGAAUAUGGAAUAUGAUUGAUAUGAUUGCAACUAUUUUAUAUCUUAUUAGUUUUAUUACACGAUUUAUUGUUCUCGAACCACUUUUUGUUGUAUCAAAAAUAUUCUUAUGUCUUGAUUUGAUACUUUGGUAUGUUCGUACAUUAGAAUUAUUUGCUGCUUUUGAAAAAUUAGGACCAAAAUUGAUUAUGAUUUUUAAUACGAUGAAAGAUUUUCUAUUUUUUGUUUGUUUUAUUCUUAUAUUUUUUCUUGGAUAUUCAAUAUCAUCAUGGUCAUUAAUAACUACAGACAAUCAAGUUUCUUGGAAUUAUAAUAAUGAUGGAUCAUUAUUUAAUGGGUCUGUAUCGAGUGGUGGAAGUGGUUUAUGGACAUGGCAAAUAUUACGUGAUGUUACAAAUUUUGGUGUUUGGAAAAUUUUUGGACAAACUGUUUCAUUUUCUUUAGAUGGAACAGAUGCAUAUUCUAUUGUAGCUUUUAUAUUAACAAUAGUAUUUGUUGCUAUUUCUAAUGUACUUCUCCUUAAUGUACUUAUUGCUUUAUUUAAUGUUACAAUUCAAAAUGUUCAAAUGCAAUCUCAUCGAAUAUGGCGUUAUCAACGUUUUUUACUUGUUUAUGAAUAUAAUAAUAAACCUCCAUUACCACCACCAUUUAAUACUAUUUAUUAUCUAUAUAGAAUCAUUUGUUAUAUAAUCGAAAAAAUUCAAUAUUAUCGCCAAAAUCAUCGACACGUUAGUGAUGCAAUGCAACGUGAGAGUGCCAUAGCUGAUGAUUAUUGGAGUUAUGUAGUGAAACAUGGAAAGAAAGAUCAAAUUGAAGUUGCAGUACAAAAUAUUGAGCGAAAACUUCAUGAUUUACAAGAACAAAUACAUGAUAUGAUUCAUCAUGGACCAAAUUAUGAUCAAGAAUGGCUUUUAUCUGAUGCUUAA
Molecule: messenger RNA, 3858 nt
Organism: Rotaria sp. Silwood1
Lineage: Eukaryota; Metazoa; Rotifera; Eurotatoria; Philodinida; Philodinidae
Source: the annotation of a GenBank genome assembly